Messenger RNA from Hydractinia symbiolongicarpus, 1353 nucleotides. Its product is annotated as thioredoxin-like protein 1. The record is from RefSeq and is a predicted model, not a curated record. Bases 360 to 1232 code for a protein of 290 amino acids. NCBI's taxonomy places the organism in Eukaryota, Metazoa, Cnidaria, Hydrozoa, Anthoathecata, Hydractiniidae. The transcript has a single exon.
GCCUUACAAGAACAUAAAAUUGACAAAAUGCAUCAACUCGCCAAUAAUAUGCUCGAGUCGACAGCGUUGUAGGCUGCGAUAGUGUUACUUUUAAAGAUGUUAUGAAGGUACAGUGUAACAAUUCGACAGAGGUCACAAAGGCCCGAUAGUAAUCUGUGGAAAAUAGUCAUCGAUACGCUCAUUUGUCGACCUCCAGAGUGCCAAAAAGUAAGAACUUCUGGGAACAAGGUUGGCGCUAGCUUGUUUCUUUCCCAAGAUGUUACAUCUUGUUCUAUUUACUGCUCUUCGGACCAUCUGGGACAAAAUACCUGGUAUAAUAUACAACAACGUACGAAUUAUCAUUUUGCAAAGCUGUAAAAAUGGCGGCUGAUAACGUGAAAAUUACUACCGACACCACUUUGGAGACAGAAUUAGUUAACGCUGGCUCAAAAUUAGUCGUGAUAGAUUUCCAUGCGACAUGGUGCGCUCCAUGUAAACGUAUUGCACCUGUAUUUGCUCAAUUAAGUCGUAAAUAUCCCCAAGCAUUGUUUUUAAAAGUAGAUGUCGAUCAAUGUCCAAAUAUGCAACAAAAAUACAGCGUUACUGCAAUGCCCACGUUUGUCUUCUUGAGAUCAAAGGUUGUCAUUGAUAAAAUUCAAGGUGGAGAUCCUAAUGCUUUACAAGAUAAAGUGAAAGAACAUGUUGGUAACAGCAGUAGUGAUGAUGGAGAUGAUGAAGAAGUUAAGGGACACGGAAGUUUGGCGUCAUUUAUAAAUCCUGCUGGAUGUAAUUGUUUAAAUGAAAGUGACGAUCAUGUCCACUCAAAUGUAUUUAAAAAGGAAGGCGGAUAUUUAGAAAGUGACUGUGAUGAACAGCUUAUUCUAACUAUAGAAUUUAACCAAGCUGUUAAACUUCAUUCAUUAAAGAUUGAUGCACCGAAUGAUGGGCGUGGACCAAAAAUUAUUAAAUUGUUUACAAAUCAACCGAAUGCUGUCGAUUUUGAUCAAGCUGAUCGAAUGGAAGGUGUACAACAGUUAGAGCUCACACCAGAAGAUAUAACUGGGGAAAAGUUAAUUCCACUACGAUUUGUUAAAUUUCAAAAUGUCAGUAAUUUAGUUGUUUUUGUUUUCAAUAACCAAGGAGGAGAGGAGACAACAGCGAUAAACUACAUUAAGAUCAUUGGAAGUCCACUCGAUGCUACAAACAUGAAGGAUUUUAAAAGAGUUGCUGGUAAAGCUGGGGAAAGCCAUUAAUUUUUAGAAAAACAUGAGAAUAUUUACUUUAAAUUAUAUAUUCAAAUGUGUUGAUAAAAGCCAUGAUUAUUACAGCUUUUUAUCUGUUAUUAAUUCGAAAUAAAUGCAGUUUUUAAAAUAA